AUGUCGGUUUCUGAGAUGCCUGGGACAUCAGUACUUAACGAAACCGCCCUGAACGAUACGUUCAGUGACAAACACCACGUCACUCCCAGCAUGCAGCUGGGCUCCAUGUCCAAUCCGCAGACUCGGUUCAGAGACCUGACGGGGCUGGUUGCCAUGGUAACCCUGAACGCAGUGGCCCUCUUUGCCAACACCGCCGUGCUGGUGGUGGUUAUCAGAGCCUCCCAGCUGCGUAAGUUUGUGUUCGUGUGUCACCUGUGUGCAGUUGACUUGCUCUGUGCCACCUUGCUGAUGCCCCUGGGCAUCGUUUGUGGCUCUCCGUUUUUCGCCGGCAUCAUCUUCUCCGUCCUGGAAUGCCGUCUCUACGUGUUCCUCAACGCCUUCUUGGUGUCCGCCUCCAUCUUCACCGUCACUGCCAUCAGCGUGGAACGGUACUACUACAUAGUGCACCCCAUGCGUUACGAGGCCAAGAUGACGCCGCGCUUAGCGGCGGUCGUCAUGGCGAUGGUGUGGGCGGCCUCCACCCUGCUGGGCCUGGCGACCGUUUUCGGCUGGCCCGGCUACGGCCACCUCAGCUCCAUCAGCGCCACCAACUGCUCCCUGCACUGGAGUCACAGCGGACACAGACGGGUUUUCACCAUCCUGUUCUCCGCCUCCUGCUUCUGCCUCCCGGCCACCGUCAUCCUGGCCGUCUACUGCAACGUCUACAAGGUGGCACGAGUCGCCGCCCGACAGCGAGGGCCCCUGCCCAGCUGGGCGGCCGCCGCGGCCCACCCGAAACACCGCUCGGAUUCCGUCAACAGCCAGACAACCAUCAUCACCACCAGUGUCAGGGCGAGGAGAAACGGUGCCUCUGGGAAAAGGAAGAGAAGGACUCUGGUUGGGGGUAAGGCGGCUUUGACUCUGGCUGUGAUUGUGGGCCAGUUCUUGGUUUGCUGGAUGCCCUAUUUCGCCUUUCACCUCCACCUGUCGCUGGGUUUCUCUCACGGCGGGGCGGACGAAGCCGAAGGCCCCGUCACCUGGCUGGCGUACUCGUCGUUUGCGGUGAACCCGUUUUUUUACGGGCUGCUGAACCGACAGAUCCGGGAGGAGCUUUGCAAACUGCUGUGGUGCUGCCGGUCUCCGACCCGACUCGUUCGGUCGGGUCAGUCGGGUCACGAGGGGUCGGGUCAGGAGGAUUUUUUGCAGUUUCUGCAGAGGAGCAGCUGUGUCGAGACGACACGGUCCAGCUACCACACUGCCACGCCCAGAACCACUCUGGACCAAUCAGGAUUCAGAAUACCUGGGCAGAUUCCAGAAGAGGUGACUUAG
Molecule: messenger RNA, 1308 nt
Organism: Chanos chanos (milkfish)
Lineage: Eukaryota; Metazoa; Chordata; Actinopteri; Gonorynchiformes; Chanidae
Product: probable G-protein coupled receptor
Exons: 1
Coding region: 1-1308 (435 amino acids)
Biological process (GO): G protein-coupled receptor signaling pathway
Cellular component (GO): endosome; plasma membrane; signaling receptor complex
Molecular function (GO): G protein-coupled receptor activity
Source: RefSeq, a predicted model, not a curated record